AUGCAAAAGAAGGAAUUGAAAAAAUUAUCGAAAAAAGAGUUAACAAACAUUGUAUCGAGUAGAUCACAUAACACCAAAUCCACUAAACGUACUAAACCUAUUAAAUUAAAAGAAGGUUAUGAGAUUAAUCCUACGACUGGUAGACAAAUUAAAAUCAAUGGUCCAACAUAUAGAAAGAUCCAUAAUAAAUCAAAAGAAGGUUAUGUGAUUAAUCCUAAGACAGGUAGGCAAAUUAAAAUCAAUGGUUCAACGUAUAGGAAGAUCCAUAAUAAAUCAAAAGAAGGUUAUGAGAUUAAUCCUAAGACAGGCAGAUUUAUUAAAAUUGAUGGUCUGGUUCAUAGACGGAUGAGAAAAGAAAUGCAACAAGAAAUAAAAAUGAAGGAGCCAGAAAUAUAUUCUAUGACCGUUUUGUUAUUUAGACGAGUAGAUGAAUCUAGUAAGAUGAAAAAAAUUGCCUUCACAAGUAAGGAUGGAUAUCGUUAUAUUUUGAUUGCGAAACGUAUUCUUAACAUAUCAAUGAAAAAAUGUAUCGAUCUCUAUCUUAACAAACGAAUUUACAGGAAAGAGGAUGGUAAAUAUAACGAACAGUUCACUGAACUUAUUGAUCAAUUGAUAUCUUCAAUAGAUUUUGAAGAAUUAUGGGAUAAAUGUGGUCAUUAUACCGAUUGUAUUAUAAUAAAAUCUGCUUCGAAAUGUCCUAAUCUGGGUGAAAAUGUUGACGUAUUAGAGGAGGAAUUACAUCUUACAAAUACAGAAAUGGGUGUUUAUGAUAAAUAUCUUAACUUUGAUCUAAAUCAAGAAGUUCUAUCAGAUACACGAGCUAAUAGCUGUUUUGUGAAUUUGAUUGUUAGCAAAUUUGAGGCUGCAUUUGGUAAAGUUAGGAAAGAUGGAACAAAGUAUUAUAGAUUUAAUCUGACUCAUGAAAGCCUAUGUGAGAUUUGUGGUAUCAAUUAUCAAGAAGAUAAUAUAGGCUUGUCUGUAAAUAAAUCACUUGCAUUCUUUAAGAAAUUUAGGAUCGGAUUAUGUGUGUAUGGGCCAUUUGGACGACUAUUAAAGUACAGUCCAGAACAUCCAAAUAAAAAAAUAAAUCCGAGAAAUUUGUACAUCUAUAUUCACAACAAACAUUGCUAUGAAAUCAAUAAUAAUAUCAAAAAAUUCGAACAGGUUGUUUGGCGACCAAAUGAUGAUGUCUCAUCUGAAUUAAAAUCUUUGAAGGUUUCAAAUGAAUACUAUAUCAGAGAUACGAAUAUCCACACAAAUAGAGCACUAUUUAUUGAUGACUGUGAACAGAUGAUAAGAUAUCUAGAUGAUAAAGAUAAUGAUGAAAUAAAACUUGUAACAUUUGUAUAUAACGAAGAUACACUAGAUACUUUCUUGUUUGAGAUUAUUGAGAAAAUGAAUUAUACACCUGAGAUUAAUUUCAAUUAUGGUAAAAUAAUGACACUAAAAUUAAAAUAUAACAAAAUAAUAGCAGUAAUAACGGCUCCUGAUAUUAAACAAAAUGAUGUUGAUAUGGAAAUUGACGAAAAAAGUUACGAAACAUUUCAUAAAGUGGAUGAUGAAUUUUACAAAGGUUUAUUACAAAAAAAUCAUUUGUCGUGCUAUAAUCAGACUAUUAUGGACCUUGAAAAUGUGUUGAAAAUAUCACCAAUGGGCGGUUAUUUUGAUAAUUGCAUGGUAUAUAAUGAGCUGUUAGGAAUAGAUAGUAGAAAGGCUUAUACUAGUGAUUUUAUGAACAUUGAAUUUUAUCCUGUCUUUAACCAUUUCGAUGUGUGGCAGAGUUACGAUGGACAUGCAGUUGAAGACUAUACACAGUAUAUCGUUGAAACUAAACGUUGCCAUCCUAUUCUGUUUAAUGCAAAAUUUUCUAGAUGUUACGGGAUAAAGUUAAAUAAAAUAAGAUUUAAUGAUGUAGAAAUUCUUUACUAUAGAAGACCUUCGAAUUUAGUCAAAAGUAAUAGCGAGCACCUUGUGAAGGCUGUCUAUGAAUCUGACCUGCCUCUUGAUUGUAAGAAAUUCAUCGUUAACAAAAAUUUAGGGCUAAUAGAAAAGAAGAGAAAUGUAAAAACAAUUACAAAGGUCUUUAAAAAUUACGAUGAGGCAUUCUAUUAUCAAAACUCGUUAGAUAAUGGCCAGAUUUAUACGAUUACGGGAAACAGCAUAAAUACAGAAUUGGAAGAGUUAGAAGAAGAAGAGAAGAAUAAAUUGUAUUUGCUAUGUAUAUCUGAAGAAAGAACUUUAAUUAAUGGAUUUUUACCAAUUAAAGAACUUGUAUAUGAUAUCAGAUCUAUUAAAAAUUAUAUGACGUAUAAAAAAUUAAUUCGUGCUAAUAUUGAAGUUCGUGGCAUUAAGACUGAUAGUCUGCUAAUUGACAAUAGUAGGGAUAAUAAAUCCAAAGUGAAAAAGCUCUUUGAUUUCAGCAAUAAAAUUGGCUGUUUUAAACUCGAGACAUGUAAUUAUUUAAUAGAUAAGAAAUUACAAUGGAUCGAAAAUGAAUUACCGCAAAUUGCACAAAUAACUAUCACAGAGCAUGAGAUUAAAGAUGAAAGAGACACGGAUGAGAUUAAUAAUGUGUUUAAAAAAUAUAACACAUUUAUUAAAGGAUCAUUACCUGGUGUUGGUAAAACAACUUGUGCCAAAAUGAAUCCGUAUAUAAAAACUCUUUUUGUUAGUCCUUAUAAUAAACUGUGCCAGGAGUUACGAAAAAGUAGUCACGAUGCGGUAACUCUAAAUAUGUUACUUGGAAUUGGAAUCGAUGAUAAACACAUAAAAAUGAAAAACUUUAACAUUGAGCCAUAUGAUUGUAUCGUUUUUGAUGAGAUUUUAUUAUAUAAUCCCUAUCAACUGUAUUUAAUUAAAAUGUUCAUGAAAAAGAAUGCUGAAAAAAGAUAUUUAUGUACUGGUGAUGUUGAUCAAAGAAAGCCAUUUACUUUCGGUACAAACAAUAUCAAAGAUCAAAAUAAUUAUCAGUUGUGGUGCUUAAAUCAAAUGUUCCCACAUCAACUGACGUUAAGCGAAAAUAAACGUUUGAAUAAGAGCUCUGAUAAGAGAAAGCUAAUUGUGCUUAAGAGGGAUAUUUUUGAUCUUAAUAAGGACGUUAUUUCUACUUUUAAACGCCAUGGAAUCAAAGUUGUUAAGACCAUGAAAGAAGUAACAACGAUAAAAAAUAUUUGUUUGUUUAAUUUUAGGUGUGACCAGGUUAAUAAACACGUCGCUAAGAAUGUAGUCGAAAGAGCUGGAUUUUAUAGCGGUUUAGAACUUGUUUGUAAAAAGCACUAUAAGAAUAAAAAUGAUCGGCUGUAUGUUAACUAUCAUUAUGUUUUAAAAUCGAUUGGAGAUAAGUAUUUUGUCGUGAACGAGCCAGUUGAGAACAAAGAUAUUCGACUGGACGUUGAUAAAUUGAAAUAUUUCAAACUUCCGUAUGCUAAUACAUGCGAUUCAGUACAACGUCUCACAAUAAAGGACAAAAUUACCAUAUUUGAUUGCAAUACGCCCUAUGUGGAUCGCUACUUUAUUUGGACUGCAUUAACACGAGGCACAAAUUUAAAAAAUGUUCAGAUAUAUGAACAUUCACCGGAAGAAAUUAUGUCUUUAAACGAAUCUUGGGUAAAACUUUACUUUAAGAAUAAGAUAGAGGAUUACAGAUCACAAGAUAGGGCAGCGGGUAGAAAAAAUGAUAAGGAUUACAUAGAUAUUGAUUGGAUUCAGUUACAACUCGAAAAGUGCACGUCAUGUCUUCUAUGUAAUACAUUAUUUGAAGCUAUGAUUAAUCCGGAUAAUAACAUUAAUUCUAACAUUACAGUUGAUAGAAUUGAUAAUAAACUACCACAUGUUAAGAGUAAUUGUAGGUUAAUGUGCCUUGAUUGCAAUGUGAGAAAGCGUUAG
This is a messenger RNA of Trichoplax adhaerens, 3885 nucleotides long. RefSeq lists its product as uncharacterized. The record is from RefSeq and is a predicted model, not a curated record. The coding region runs from base 1 to 3885 and encodes 1294 amino acids. The transcript has a single exon. Lineage: Eukaryota; Metazoa; Placozoa; Uniplacotomia; Trichoplacea; Trichoplacidae.